Molecule: messenger RNA, 1165 nt
Organism: Anopheles nili
Lineage: Eukaryota; Metazoa; Arthropoda; Insecta; Diptera; Culicidae
Gene: fsd
Product: transmembrane protein 183
Exons: 3
Coding region: 1-1014 (337 amino acids)
Biological process (GO): regulation of protein stability
Cellular component (GO): SCF ubiquitin ligase complex
Molecular function (GO): protein binding
Source: RefSeq, a predicted model, not a curated record
AUGGAGUUAAGCGUUAAAGUGAAACCAACAAAAAACAAACCUGCAUUCGGGAGAGAUCUCACCAUCUACGACUAUGCGAAUAGUUCUAAAUGUACAAACAGGGCGUCGAAGCAAAUCAGCAAGAUAACCAUUGCCGAAAUUGUACAAGAAUCAGAACCUUCUUCUGAAGAUCUCGAGCACGCCGAAGAAGGGCGUGCGGGAAAGAAAUGUGUUAUUGGCGACGUGGCUCGGAUUGUAUACAACGACUAUCACAUCGAUGUGUGGUUCCUUGUGUCGCAAUUUAUACCCCCGGAGGACGUGUGCCGAUUUGCACUUAUUUGUCGCAAAACGGCCGAAGUUGUACAAAGUGGCCGAUUCUGGACGCAGUUGUACCGAUCGUGCUAUGAUCGUUCCAUCGAUAUACCACCCCGAUUCCAACCGGAGAAUAUGAUGCGACUACGUGGUCUUAGAUCGACUGUCAUACAAUCCUUGUAUUAUAUUUACCCACCGUUUAAAAAUCGUCUAGCCACAGCAUCUUACCGAAACCCGUACCGGGUCGUCGGUCGGCAGCUACUGUCUACCUGGCAUAAGCGUACGAAACAUUGUUGGACAUAUUAUUUCCGGUUGAAGGCAUCAUUCAUGCCUGAAAGUCGACCAGUGCAGUCACUAAAACUUCAGCGAGAAAAAAACUCACUCCAGUUCAUGCAGGACAUCUAUAUGAAUCCGGAGGAAGGAUGUCAGAUAAUGAUGAUAAAAUCCGAUUUUCUAAAAGUGAUACCGAUGUACAACGAGAUGUUGUUUGUGAAAAACCUUACGCAGACACUCUCCCAGAGCAUGAUACGCUAUAAAGUUCGCCUAGAGCUAGGAAACUACUGUGGGAAACGGAUCAACGAGCUUGUCUUUGAUCCUGUCCACAGUGUUAUCGUGCUUGAUUGGUGGGAUCCGGAAUAUUACAAGGAGCUCGGCAGCACAACGCAGGAGGAAAAUUUGUCGUCCGAAAGAGAAUGGACAGAAGCGUUGGAGUGGGAUGAUUGAUUAGACGGAGGCGGAAUUCUUUCCCAGUACUGUGACUGUAGAUUAUUCCAUUGUGAUUGGAACACAUUUAAGAUUAUUACUUUUUUACAGUCACGUGUGAUUUUGCAGACAUACGAGAUAUGUCGCAACAUUCAUAGAAUCGAAAAGAACA